CCGUCGUCUGCCGGCGCGGCGCCGCCUGCCGCCUGCGCGUCAGGCUGACGCAGCCUGACGCUGCCGACACUCGGGGACUUCCUCUGCUGCUAAGCCGGUGCGAACUGGCGCUCAACUGCUCCGAUGGCCUCUGCAGCCCGGAAAUGGUGACCGCCCAGCUGACGUCACAGCUAUCGGCGGUCGCUUCGAUGUGCCACCUGGUCACAGCCAAUCACAUCAUCGGAUUCGACGGGACUCGACGGCAGCUGUCUGCUCCUGGAGUUCACCUGCUCUAUGGUGACUUGUCAGAAGCCCUUCAGGUGACGGUGCGCUCCGGGCCGUGUGACCUGACCUCGGGUCAGUUCUGCUCGUGCGCCCUGCUGGCACGGGACGCGACCGGCACGGUCACGCUGGACGGGUGCCGAGCCGGCCGGCGGCCCCAACUGCGGGUCUUCCCACGGGGCCCGGUGGGCGCCGCCGCCCUCCCUCUGCAGACCCCCUCCCACGCCGCCUGGCUGGUGUCGCUAGCGUCGGGCGUCGUUCUGCAUGUACACGCCUUUGCUGGCGCUCGGCCGGUGUCCCGGGCAGUGCUCUCGGUGUCUGUCACGCCUCCAGUCAACGCUACGGCCGGACGAGGCCUGUGUGGGACCAAUGCCGCCAAAUCCAACAGCACCGCAGCCGCCACCUGGAGACCGCUGGCGGCGGCCGCGGGCCAAGCCUGCUGGGGGGUGCGCAACCAGCGCCGGGCAGCACCCACCUCCGGCGCACCCCGCUGGCGGCGAACGACAGACGCUCCGUGUCACGGCUAUCGGCGGCGUUGGGAGCUGGCUUCGGCGGGCGGCCCCAGCGCGCUGACCGAUCGCCCGCCGGACCGCCGCAAGCCGGCGUCUCCGCCACCUCUGCCGAGCCUCGCCGGCGGGGCGGAAGGGCCUCCCCUGCCAACCCUACAGCACUCCCAGGACUCGCCGGCGCCGCGCGGGGGUCAGCGUCGCGAACACGGCUCCGACCUCGGGCCGACGCUGGCGCUGGCGUCGUCAGCCCAGCCACCGGCACCGUCAGCCCAGCCAUUGGCGCCGGCCGCCGGCCCGUGCCGGGCUGCUGUGGGGAUGUUCCCACCGGUGUCGGCCUGUGGGUCUCUCCUGCCCCGCCACCUGCUCGAGGCUCUCAUCGACAUCUGUCGACAGGAUAGAAAGACGCUUGGCACCACGGCCCCGAUCAAGUCGCUGCUCUCGCCGCUGGAAGACCGCUGCCGCCAGGCAGCACUGAUGCGGUCACCCAGUCAGCAGGCUACGCUGCCGGCAGCGCUCCACUGGCCAGAGCGGGGUGAGGACCCCUGUCGGUGUGAUGUCGGCCAGGGGAACAUCUGUAGCGACCGAAUACAGGGCGGGCCCCCCACUGUGACGGGUGAAGCUGAGACGCGUCUCUGUGACCUGUCCAGGUCACCGUGCAGCCACCUUUCCGUUGCGGGUCAGAACUUCGUGCCCUCCGUCAAGCUGAGGUGUAAGGUCGUACAACCAGAAAGCCAUAGGACUUUCGUCGUCACAGCCACCUAUCGGUCACAGAAGGAAAUACAAUGUCGGCUGCCUGCCGAAAUAUUCCGACGCCUGAGGCACACAGAUGACGUCACGCGGUGGCAAGUUCGGGUAUCAUACGACGGAGACAGGUGGAGUCUUCCCGUGGUAUUCAUUACGUACAACGGUGACUGCCGCCGCUGCCAUCUGGUGGCGAACGCUCUGGCAUGUAGCAGGGUGCAAAGUAGCUGCGUUAUAGAAGUUCCGUGAGUGGUCCGUGGACUCAGCUUCUGACUACACCAUAGAUGAACCUCCAGACAUUGAGGAGCUGAGAAGCAUGGGGGAUGAGCUGGUGUACAGCGUGAACGCCGCGACACCUGUCGACCGAAAACGAAACUAGAAGCUGUCCGGAAAACACUGAUCUACAUUUGAACGUGCUGACACAGAAGCCAGCUAUCUGGGCUCGGACUUCUUUCCAUUCAGAACAAAAAUACAUCCUGUUUUCUCGUUGCGUAUGGUCGAGAUGCAUGUACUAAUGCAUGAAUUGUUUACGCCCGUAUUUAUAGCAAACAUUUUGACGGUUGCGUGAACAUGAUACUGCGCUUGUAAAUGCGAUUGAUGUAUACGUACCUCCCACACACGAGCCUUAUGCGCUAGCUAGGACCUCAGGCCGGCUAAUGCAUCAGCAGACCUGUCGUCGCAUUGUCCACGGAGAUAUGCUCAUCAAAAGCGAUUGAUGAAACGGUGCUACACCACGGAAAGGUACGGUGAUUCAUACAGCCGUGAAUUGACCGUGAAUUUCGCGAGAAGUCGCCAAAACCCGGCGGCCCUCAUUGUGACCCCUAUUACAUGUGUAGUUGUAUCUCGUGAGUCUUGACCAACUGUAUUCUCUGAUGUGCUGUGAAAUGUGGCGUUAUGUUUUGUUGUGAUGAUCAACUAGUUCAAGUGACACACAAAUCAUUGUCGUACGUUUAUCGUGCUAACCGCAUUUGAUCAAAAUGCAGAAGAAAAUGUCGAAAAACUCAACUAAACAUAUCGGUGUGUUGAUACUUGUAUCAAAAAAUA
Pollicipes pollicipes is the source of this 2555-nucleotide messenger RNA. RefSeq lists its product as uncharacterized. The record is from RefSeq and is a predicted model, not a curated record. Lineage: Eukaryota; Metazoa; Arthropoda; Thecostraca; Pollicipedomorpha; Pollicipedidae. The coding region runs from base 144 to 1760 and encodes 538 amino acids. The transcript has 10 exons.